CGAGAAAUAUAUUCCAAAAUAUAGAUGAAAAAUAUUAUAUAGUCUCAGAGGCGUACAGUGUAGCUAAGGACCUCUUUAUCCAAGGACGUACAAAUUAUGAUAGUUUAAAAAACACAUCCCUAUACGUGAUGGACACAUUUUUAGACCUAGUGCGCAUUAUGAACAAUGAAAUGUCCAAAGAGUUAAGAGGGGCCGUUAUCAAAUUUUAUAAAAUUAAAUAUUUUCACGAUUUCACCAAUUAUGUGAUAAGUUUGGAAGAGGCGACAGACAUGAUAGAUCAUUGUCUUAUUGAACCUGUGGAGAAAAUAGAGAAUAUACGAAAACAGUUCCACAAAGUUAUCAAUAACUUCGAGGACAUCAGACAAUUUGACACGGUCAAUAAAUGCAUUAACGAACUUCCGGAUGAGGUUGCGGCUGCUCAUUGUAUCUUGCAUCAAGCUGUCCUUUUCAAUGAAACCAUGCAAGAGAGCCUAAUGUCCAUUGUUGAAAUAAAAACUAAUCAAUACGUCAGAAAAAUGAACGCGUCCAUUUACGAUGUGCAGAACUGCUUAAACAAUUUAAUACCAUAUUUCUUUGAACAAUUACUCGUCGAAACUUAUACUGAUAAAUGUAAAUUUCUGACGGUGAUAAACUCUUCAAUCGAAGAUCUAGUAAAGGAUAAAUGGCGAAACCAUACAAAUACACAGUUCCCUGAGAAAUGGAGCCCUCUGGUUGGAUUCCUAAAAGAGAAAUCCUUGUCAACGCUAAGGAAUAUACAGCAGUCUUUGUUUGUAACUCUAUUAUCUGCUAAUAUAACGUCGUUGGAUAUUAUUAAAGCUUUGUACUCUUAAAAUGUUUAUAUAUUUAAAUUAUUAAAU
Vanessa tameamea is the source of this 857-nucleotide messenger RNA. RefSeq lists its product as uncharacterized. Lineage: Eukaryota; Metazoa; Arthropoda; Insecta; Lepidoptera; Nymphalidae. The transcript is spliced from 5 exons. Bases 129 to 830 code for a protein of 233 amino acids. The record is from RefSeq and is a predicted model, not a curated record.